Molecule: messenger RNA, 714 nt
Organism: Coffea eugenioides
Lineage: Eukaryota; Viridiplantae; Streptophyta; Magnoliopsida; Gentianales; Rubiaceae
Exons: 2
Coding region: 138-380 (80 amino acids)
Source: RefSeq, a predicted model, not a curated record
UUUAGCGGGUAGAAUCCGUUAUGCGGCAGAAGCUUAUUUUAAUCGUCUCCACUCACUAAUCAGCAGCAUUUCGACAGCUGAAACUUUCAAGAAGACUGCUGUUUUGCACCCCUUCUGCGAUUUUGAGCAGGUAGAUCAUGGGAAACAAGCAAGCAAAGUCUGUAAAGCCACAGAAGGAAGAAGUGCUGUUGAAGAUUGUGCCUCCUAUAGAUCAAGCCUAUGCUCGCUGGCUUUUUCGAGAUCUCGAGAGGAUUCAUGGCAUUGCUCCAAGAAACCCUCGAGCCAUAGAGCCACCAGAGCAUUACAUUGAGUACAUGCGUCUGAAUGGAUGGUUGGAUGUAGACCUGGAUGACCCUGAUCUGGCACACUUGUUCAAGUAAAUGAUCUUUGCUUGUCAAUAUCCAGAAAGAGUAGCACUUAGGCAACUGAUGGAAGAUAAAGCACUGGGACAUGCACCCUCACCAUUCUGCAUAUGGACCCUUUGUUAUAACAUUUUGUAUGAGCUGAAUCAUUAUUCAGACAUAUAAAGAGUGGAUGAGAGUAUAUUAUCGCAGAUUGGGAUCAAUGUUUGCACCUCUUAAGAACUGCAUUUUUGUAUAGAUAGGAAUUAUCAUUCUUGCUCCAAUUUGCCUAUUGUGAGGCUUUCAUUACAGCGGUAAUGGGUACUCGCCCAAAAGAACAAAAAAUGGCACAUGAUCUCGUAACAUUCUGGCA